Molecule: messenger RNA, 738 nt
Organism: Pteronotus mesoamericanus
Lineage: Eukaryota; Metazoa; Chordata; Mammalia; Chiroptera; Mormoopidae
Gene: HESX1
Product: HESX homeobox 1
Exons: 4
Coding region: 181-738 (185 amino acids)
Biological process (GO): pituitary gland development; regulation of transcription by RNA polymerase II; forebrain development
Cellular component (GO): nucleus
Molecular function (GO): RNA polymerase II cis-regulatory region sequence-specific DNA binding; DNA-binding transcription repressor activity, RNA polymerase II-specific
Source: RefSeq, a predicted model, not a curated record
UUGACAUGCUAAAACUUUCUAAGACGGGAUUUUUAAUUAGUGACGUUGUAAAUCCAGCCCCCUUGUGAGCAGAUCCCUAAGGUGAACGGCAGGAAGAUCCCAGUCCUGUUCCUGUGCGUGCAGAGCCAGCCCGGAGGUACACCGAGGCCAGAGCUGUCGACCUGUGCAGCCCACCUGAGGAUGUCUCCCAGCCUUCAGGAAGGUGCUCAGCUUGGGGAAAGCAAACCCUUGCCCUGCUCCUUUUCAAUCGAAAGCAUUUUAGGAUUGGAUCAGAAGAAAGACUGUAUUCCAUCCAUGAAACCCCACAGGCCCUGGGCAGACACCUGCAGCUCCUCAGAGAAAGAUACUAACCUGUGUCUACAUGUCCCAAGCCUUCCUAAUGGGACCUUAUUCCCUUUUACCAUGGAUUAUCCAGUGCCAGAAGAAAGAGUUUUGAAAUAUGAAAAUUACUUUUCAGCCUCGGAAAGACUGUCUUUGAAAAGAGAGUUGAGUUGGUAUAGAGGCAGAAGACCAAGAACUGCUUUUUCUCAAAACCAGAUUGAAGUGUUGGAAAAUGUCUUUAGAGUAAACUGCUAUCCUGGCAUUGAUAUCAGAGAAGACUUAGCUCAAAAAUUGAAUCUAGAGGAAGACAGAAUCCAGAUCUGGUUCCAAAAUCGACGUGCAAAACUGAGGAGGUCCCACAGAGAAUCACAGUUUCUAAUGGCGAAAAAAAAUUUCAACACAAAUCUCUUGGAAUAG